AUGGGGCACCGGAAUACUCAGUUCACCGGUCAUAUGAUUGAUAUGGAGACAGAUCAACAAGGCCAUAGCCAUCUUCAUCCUGAACCUUGCAUCUUCUAUCAAAGUGCUGCGAACUUUCCUCAGCCUAGUAUCCACCCAGUUGUCCCUGCUCAAGGAAACCAGUGUAAUUUUAACUUUCACCAUAUGCCGGAACGUCAUGAUAACGGUUUAUUCUAUGGAGUCCCGCAUUUAAAUAGUGUCCAGUCUCAGCAUCCAGCCACUAAUCUUGAAUUAGCUGUUGCCGCACCAUCUGGUCAUUAUAAUCCAUACCUGGCGCCUCCAUCUGGUAUUAGAGAUUUCCCUGUUCAGGUCAAUCAUGGGGCAAAUGAUCAGUUGUCACUUUCAAGCACUCACAGAUUUGCUGGUAUUCCUACAGACAGCUAUGGCAGGAGCUUACCCUACAUGGAUACUAUUAGAGGAUCAUUUAAGAGAAAAAAUGCUGAGGGGUUUCCUGGGAAUUACGUGUACCAUAAUGCUUCAGCAGGUCCUAGUUCUUCUAUUGCCCCUGUGACCGCAACGCCAGCUGAAUCUGAUAUUACUUUGACCAAUGCAGCUUCUUUUUUGCCACCUGAAUAUGGUGGUGACAACCUGACACCAGUGGUUGAAAGCAGCUCUCACAGAAGUGUGAGGAACAGGCCUGGGAACUUAUGUUGCUCCGGCGGUUCAGUUGCCUGGUAA
This is a messenger RNA of Sesamum indicum (sesame), 717 nucleotides long. The record is from RefSeq and is a predicted model, not a curated record. NCBI's taxonomy places the organism in Eukaryota, Viridiplantae, Streptophyta, Magnoliopsida, Lamiales, Pedaliaceae.